AUGAAGAGGGGCAACCGCCGCUCCAAGCAGACCGCCGACGCUUCCCCCGCCGCCUCCGCCGCCGCCGAAGAUACAGAGAAGCGAGUUCGCGAACUCGAAAUUCAAAACCAAGCCUUCCAGCAGAAGGAGGUUGAGGAGCUGAGAUGCAAGCUUGCAAAUGCUUCAUCUACUAGUGGUGUUGACAACAGUGCUCAGAAGCUCAGAGAAAAUUACCUUCAGAAGUUGACUUUCCUCGAAGAUCAGGUGGCGGUGUUGACGAGGAAGCUAGAUGCUCAAUCUCAACUCUCAACCCAAAGAAGAAGAGGGGACGAGUCUGCAAAGCCUUUCCAGUUUGAGAUUCAGAGAUUGAAGGCUCAGAAGGUUCAAAUGCAAUGUAAGAUGAAACUAGAAUCUGUGCAGUUCAGAUUGCACAAAGCUUUGCUGGACAAGGAAGUUCUUCAGCUCAAGAAAGAGAGUAGGAGGAAUAAACAUGAGAUGCAAAAGCUAUUGGCCUCCAAUCAAAGACUGAAGACGGUUUUACAUCGAAAGACUGAAGAAGCAUCUUUGGCUACUAAACAGCUGAGACGGCUCUUAGAAUCUCGCAAGGCUCUGUUGCUAAAAAGAGGUGGCAAAAAUGGGAAUAAUGCAGCAACUGAGCUGGUGCAGGAAAUUGACCAUGAGGCUGAAGUCACAGAGCAGUUGAAUGAGCUUUGUGGUGUAUAUGAACGUCAAAUAGAAGAGAUGGCUGAGGAGGCUGCAAAGCUUCAAGAUGAAGUAGAGGCACUGCAACAAGAAAAGUCGAGGUGCUCAUGCCAAGAGAAAGAGGUUGACAGCUUCGAGAACGAUUUAGAUAUAACAGACCUGAAGGCUCAAGUAGUCGGCCUCAGUAGCAUGGUUGAAAAAUUAAGGUUGAACAAGGCAGAGCUUGAUUAUGCGAAGCCUAAGGACGUUAGGAAUCAGCAUACUGCAUCUGUUGGGAGUAGUACUUACAAGUCGGCGGAGGACAUUAGUCCUUCUGCAUCAGAAAAUUCCACAGUUGAAACAACUAAAGCUGCAUCUCCAGUUUGCUGCUCAUGCACUAAGAGUUCUUUGUGCAAGACAAUGAAAUGCAAAUGUCGAUCCAAGGGUGGGAGCUGUGGGGCCUCAUGUGGCUGCGCAGCGUCUAAGUGCAGCAAUAGGAUAGCAGUCCCGAUCAAGUCGAGUGACUCGCCACUAUCAGAGAUUGCUAAUGGCGUUCUGAAUAGUUCAAACAGCAGUGAAACGGUGAAGAGUAACACAGAGGCUUCUGAAGGUGCAAUGCUACUUCAGAGUGCACUAGUUCAGAAGCCUGCUGAACCGAAAGAGAACUUUGGAGCAAGAAAGAAACCCUUAACUGAAAUUGGGAACAUAUUGGUGAGUACAAAUGCUGCCAAACCGGCCCCAAGAAAAAGGGGAAGAAAUCCAGCGAUUCAACUAGUUACUGUAGACCCAAAUUCCUCAAUGCCAGUAAAUGUGGAAGGCGUGAAGGAAGCAGAAGGACAUGACAAAUAA
Molecule: messenger RNA, 1509 nt
Organism: Fragaria vesca subsp. vesca
Lineage: Eukaryota; Viridiplantae; Streptophyta; Magnoliopsida; Rosales; Rosaceae
Exons: 12
Coding region: 1-1509 (502 amino acids)
Biological process (GO): mitotic spindle organization; microtubule-based movement
Molecular function (GO): microtubule motor activity
Source: RefSeq, a predicted model, not a curated record